Messenger RNA from Entamoeba nuttalli P19, 210 nucleotides. Its product is annotated as ribosomal protein S28e protein. Gene Ontology annotation, cellular component: ribosome; cytosolic small ribosomal subunit. The transcript has a single exon. Gene Ontology annotation, molecular function: structural constituent of ribosome. Lineage: Eukaryota; Evosea; Mastigamoebida; Endamoebidae. Bases 1 to 210 code for a protein of 69 amino acids. Gene Ontology annotation, biological process: ribosomal small subunit assembly; maturation of SSU-rRNA; translation. The record is from RefSeq and is a predicted model, not a curated record.
AUGUCCACACAAGUUACUGAAACUCCAGUUAUCUAUGCUCAAGUUACUGAAAUUCUUGGUCGUACUGGAUCAAGAGGAGGUGUAUUACAAGUAAGAUGUGAUAUUAUUGGAGAAAACAGACAAAUCCUUAGAAAUGUAAAAGGACCAAUUAGAGUAGGUGAUAUCCUUACCCUUCUCGAAGCCGAAAGAGAAGCCAGAAGAUUGAGAUGA